AUGCAACCUCUCUCCUGGUCUCUGGUCCUUCUCACACCCAUCUCCUGGCAGGUGCUGUCCCUGGGCGCUGAUGUUCUCCCCGAGUACAAGCUGCAGGCGCCACGCAUCCACCGAUGGACCAUCCUGCACUACAGUCCCUUCAAGGCUGUGUGGGACUGGCUUAUCCUUCUGCUGGUCAUCUACACAGCCGUCUUCACCCCCUACUCCGCCGCCUUCCUGCUCAAUGAGGAGCAGGUGGAGGAGAAGCGCUGGGACUGCAGCUACUCCUGUGACCCACUCAACAUCAUUGACCUCAUCGUGGACAUCAUGUUCAUCGUGGACAUUGUCAUCAACUUCCGUACCACCUACGUCAACAUCAACGAUGAGGUGGUGAGCCACCCUGGCAAGAUUGCCAUACACUACUUCAAGGGAUGGUUCCUCAUCGACAUGGUUGCUGCCAUCCCCUUUGACUUGCUCAUCUUCCGCUCCGGCUCUGAUGAGACCACCACCCUCAUUGGUCUCCUGAAGACCGCUCGGUUGCUGCGCCUGGUCCGCGUGGCCCGCAAGCUGGACCGCUACUCCGAGUAUGGAGCAGCCGUGCUCUUCCUGCUCAUGUGCACCUUCGCCCUCAUCGCCCACUGGCUGGCCUGCAUCUGGUACGCCAUCGGCAAUGUGGAGCGGCCCUACAUGGAGCACAAGAUCGGCUGGCUGGACAACCUGGGUGACCAGAUCGGCAAACGCUACAAUGACAGCGACCUCUCCUCUGGCCCAUCCAUCAAGGAUAAAUAUGUCACUGCCCUCUACUUCACCUUCAGCAGCCUCACCAGUGUGGGGUUUGGCAACGUUUCACCCAACACCAACUCCGAGAAGAUCUUCUCCAUCUGUGUCAUGCUUAUUGGCUCUCUGAUGUACGCCAGCAUCUUCGGCAACGUCUCCGCCAUCAUCCAGCGCCUGUACUCGGGCACAGCGCGCUACCACACGCAGAUGCUGCGGGUUAAGGAGUUCAUCCGCUUCCACCAGAUCCCCAACCCCCUGCGCCAGCGCCUGGAGGAGUAUUUCCAACACGCCUGGUCCUACACCAACGGCAUCGACAUGAACGCGGUGCUGAAGGGUUUCCCCGACUGCCUGCAGGCAGACAUCUGCCUCCACCUCAACCGCACGCUGCUGCAGAACUGCAAGGCUUUCCGAGGAGCCAGCAAAGGCUGCCUGCGCGCCCUGGCCAUGAAGUUCAAGACAACUCACGCGCCGCCCGGAGACACCCUGGUGCACUACGGAGACGUCCUCACCACGCUCUACUUCAUCUCCCGGGGCUCCAUCGAGAUCCUCCGGGAGGACAUUGUGGUGGCCAUCUUAGGGAAGAACGACAUCUUUGGGGAGCCCAUCAGCCUCUAUGCUCGCCCAGGGAAGUCUAAUGCUGAUGUGAGGGCCCUGACCUACUGUGACUUGCACAAGAUCCAGCGGGAGGAUCUGCUGGAGGUCUUGGACAUGUACCCAGCCUUCUCUGACAACUUCUGGAGCAACUUAGAGAUCACCUUCAACCUCCGAGAUGCAGACAGCGUUCCCCGCUCACCCCUCAGCGAGGAGUACGACUGCACCUACCGACGGGCGCACCGACGCAAGCACUCCCUUUGCCAGCCUGACAAGCCUGACCCAGACACGGGCAUCUCUGAUGCAGAGCAGUAUCACACCUACUCAGAGCUCACCAACCCGCAGGACCCGCUGAGUAAGGACCAGUGGGAUGACCUGGGCAGCAGCACCACUCCCUGUUCCCAAACCAGCGAUGACGAGGUCAAGACUGGCAGCCCUGCGAAAGCUGAGCCCUUCCCACCCAAAAAGGAUGACUUUGCUCUGCCCACGCUCAGCCUCGUCACCGCGAGCGCCGGUGGCACAGAGGUCGGCAAGCAGGCAGCGGAGAGCAGCCAGUCCUACGCAGCCACUCCCUUGGACAUCCCCAACAUGUUCACCUUCUGGGAGGACCGAAAGCCAAACCAUCACUCGGAGCCUCUGGAACACAUCUCCUUGGUACACAGCUCGCGGGACAUCCCCCUGCAGAGCGACAGCAGACCAGGGCAGAUCGAGUCCAGGCUGGAGCUGCUGCAGGCCCAGCUCAGCAGGCUGGAGUCCAGGAUGUCGUCAGACAUUAAUAUAAUCCUCCAGCUCCUGCAGCGCCAGCUGUCCCAAGUGCCGCCCGCAUACAGCCCCAUCUCGCCAUCCUCCCACAACCUGGCCAUGUACGGCAUCGUCCCGCGGAGCCUGGAGCCGCUCACUCCCUGCGCGCCCCCGAAGGAUGAGGAGAUGACGACCCUGGAGCAGAGCCCAAGCUACACGGAGGUAGAAAAGUUCCACUUGAAAUCCAGGGACUCCUUGUCAAGCGGGAUGCACCUUGAUGUGGCGUCUGAUGAAACCGUGACAGUCUACUCCGAGCAGGAGCACCAUUCCCCACCUCUCCCGAACCCAGAGCCUCCCCACCAAAGGGUACCAAAUACCCAGGGACUCUUCCGGGGCUCUCGUUUCCCUUCCCUCCCUGAGCACUUGGAGGCAUCUUCCGAGCACCAGGACAUUCAGAGACACCUCUCCGACCCAGUGCUUCCUGGAAGUUAG
Apaloderma vittatum (bar-tailed trogon) is the source of this 2580-nucleotide messenger RNA. RefSeq names its product potassium voltage-gated channel subfamily H member 2-like. The coding region runs from base 1 to 2580 and encodes 859 amino acids. The record is from RefSeq and is a predicted model, not a curated record. Gene Ontology annotation, molecular function: inward rectifier potassium channel activity. The transcript has 10 exons. Lineage: Eukaryota; Metazoa; Chordata; Aves; Trogoniformes; Trogonidae. Gene Ontology annotation, biological process: membrane repolarization during action potential; regulation of heart rate by cardiac conduction; potassium ion transmembrane transport. Gene Ontology annotation, cellular component: membrane.